AUGCUGUCUCUGAGCUGUGCAGACCCCUGGCCUGAAGGCUCGGUGGCGCUGGAGGAGGAGGUAAUGACCGCCGCUGCCCAAGCUGAGGAGCGGGACAGCAUCAACAACAACAACAACAGCAACAGCAGCAUCAACAACAGCUCCAUCAACCUGGACGACAGCCUGACCAGCCUGCAGUGGUUGCAGGAGUUCUCCAUCCUCGGUGCCAACGUUCCGCAACAGGCCCACCACCAGCAGCACCUGUUCGGCCAACAGCCGCUGGGCUCCGACGCCCCGGCCUCCCCUCUGGCCGGGGACCCCGCCUCCAUGGGCAUGCCCCUGACACCGGGGAAGCCCAUCGCGGCGGCCUACAGCAGGAUGCAGUCCCUCCCCAGCAUCGUGGCUCACGGUCACUGCCCCGACGAGGUGGACUACAAGACCAACGCGCGCAUCAAGCCGCCGUACUCAUACGCGACGCUCAUCUGCAUGGCCAUGCAGGCCAGCAAGAAGAGCAAGAUCACUCUGUCCUGCAUCUACAAGUGGAUCACUGACAACUUCUGCUACUACAGACACGCGGAUCCCACCUGGCAGAACUCCAUCCGACACAACCUCUCGCUCAACAAAUGCUUCAUCAAGGUGCCGCGGCAGAAGGACGAGCCGGGAAAGGGAGGUUUCUGGAAAAUUGACCCGCAAUACGCUGAGCGUCUCCUGAACGGCGCUUAUAAGAAGAGGCGAAUGCCACCGGUCCAGAUCAACCCGGCCCUGCAGAACAGGCUCAUGGUCAACCUCCAGCCCCAGUCCAGAGGCCCCUGCGGCCCCAUUGGAGGUCAGAGCAGCCUGUGCAUCAACCCAGAGUCCCAGCAGCUUCUACUCGAGUUUGAAGAGGCAACCGGCGCAGACCAGAACUGGGACCCUCAUCUGGCUGAAGGGACCAUGCUGGGGUCGUGGCCAGUGGUCAGGGGAAGAGGUGGGCACAAGAGGAAACAGUCGGGGGGCUCCAGAAAUGGUGGCGCCAAAGCCCCCCGGCGCUCCAGCUCCCCGCUGCUCUCUGUGGACGAACCGAAGGAGAUUGGACCUCUGAAGGGGGACUUUGACUGGGACGCCCUGCUGGACUCGGCCCUCAGCGGGGAGCUCAGUUUGGAGGGAGGAGAACCUCUGAGCCCCAUCAUGAAAGAGGAGGACCUGACAGUGCGGGGGACCCACAUCUCUCCUGUUGAAACCCCCGCAGGGACAGCAGACAUCCACGUGUUGGUGGAGACCCAAAGGAAUAAUGACAUGUCGGACUUUGACGAGGAGACCUUCCUCGCCACGGCCUUCCUGGAGAGCCCCUGGCAAGAAGAGGAGGAACAAGGCCGCAGUGACUUCCUCUGUAGCUCCACCGUCAACCUGGACCAGCUGUUUGACCUCGGGGACUCAUUAGGCGGAGACCCAAGCGCCCGGAUUGACACCCUCCUUUGAGGAAUAGUUGCUUUCCAGGUCUCCUUUCAGACUUGCGGCUACGCUACUGGGGAAUAACAGACUCUUUUUCUUUUUUACACUCAAGCAAUCCUUAUUGUCCUUUUCAAGAUGUUUAAAGUAUUUUUAGAAUUACAUUUUGAUGCUGAAUCGUGCAGGAAGUACAUUCCCAAUGCCUACCAAACAAAGAUGCCACAAAUGUACAGUGUACAACCACGUUUGGUGAACCAUGACAUGACUUGAGACGAACAAAAAGUGAUUUUCAGAAUUAGGGCCUGGUUAAAGAGAAGCUGGUGAAACUUAACGACAAAAUUAAUCCACGCGUCUUUACAAAACAUUUUAUUAUAGAGGCUUGAUCACGUAGUAAGUACUCGCGGGGUUCGUGGGUGAACCCCUGUAGCUGGUGAGAUAACCGCUAACAUGCUAGCAAACCAAGACAUGCUAGGGCUAGCCAAUCACAUUAGCUUUCCUAGCUUCUUUUUUUCUCUUUACCGGGCUGCUACAUCAUUUAAUUCAACAACUUUUUAUCGAAGACAGAAAAUACGAACCUCUCUGAGUUAACGCCAUUGGCCAAGUGGGCCAUGGACAUUAGUAAAGAUGGUUAGCAACCAGUUAGCAAGCUUGUUAGCACUUUGCUAACAAGAGAGUAAGUUGACACAGUUUAUUAAAAGCUGUGUCAUCUUGUCUGUGGAGCAGUUUAUACUUUACACAGCUAAUAAGCUUGUUUUGCUAUUGGUCACGAGGCUAAUUUGUGUGUUAAAGUUAACCAAAAUUCAACUUGAUGCAAAAAAAGUGCAUCGAACUACUUAAGCGUUGCAAGUUAAUCCACUUAAUUGUGAUGCAAAAUUUCAGCGUUUUAAAUGUGUGAACAGACCCUUUUGGAUUACACAUCAUGAUCUCUGUUUACAUCUUAAAAAAAGUAAGAAGACGAGAUGACUUAUCCACAAUUUUUGUUUUUAUAGAGGAAGAAAUAACCGAGCGGUAUCAGCAGAUGUCAGGCCGAGGCUGCGACACAGAUGCAUUUUCUUUUACAGGAAGUCAUUUGUUGCUGAGGAUUGUAUUAAUAUGACUGUAAAUAAUA
Micropterus dolomieu (smallmouth bass) is the source of this 2515-nucleotide messenger RNA. It is a transcript of the gene foxj1a, whose product is annotated as forkhead box J1a. The coding region runs from base 1 to 1437 and encodes 478 amino acids. Gene Ontology annotation, biological process: regulation of DNA-templated transcription. The record is from RefSeq and is a predicted model, not a curated record. NCBI's taxonomy places the organism in Eukaryota, Metazoa, Chordata, Actinopteri, Centrarchiformes, Centrarchidae. The transcript has 2 exons. Gene Ontology annotation, molecular function: sequence-specific DNA binding; DNA-binding transcription factor activity.